Messenger RNA from Hypomesus transpacificus, 3220 nucleotides. Its product is annotated as rap1 GTPase-GDP dissociation stimulator 1. The transcript has 14 exons. NCBI's taxonomy places the organism in Eukaryota, Metazoa, Chordata, Actinopteri, Osmeriformes, Osmeridae. Gene Ontology annotation, molecular function: protein binding; guanyl-nucleotide exchange factor activity. Gene Ontology annotation, cellular component: cytosol. The coding region runs from base 74 to 1756 and encodes 560 amino acids. Gene Ontology annotation, biological process: positive regulation of GTPase activity. The record is from RefSeq and is a predicted model, not a curated record.
GAGAGAGGAGAACAGCCAGACAGCCGGCAUUGAGACAGAGUGAGAGUGAGAGAGCGCCUGCCAUCCUGCAGCCAUGGCAGACAUGGACUCUCUGAGCAAGGCCCUCGAGGCUAUAAGUGUGAGCACAGAACUCGUAGAGGAGGAACUCAAGCCUCACCUGGAAACCUUGCUGGCUACACUACUGGAUAAGAAGAAAGGUGCAGCUGUGGAGAUAGCCAAGAGUGGCAUUCUGCCCAUCUUGGCCCAGGCCCUGAGAAGGAAGAGCCCCCUCACCAAGACAGUAGCCCUGGUGGUGGCCGAGAUGGCACGGGAAGCUGCAGUGAGGGAUCCGUGCAUCGAAGCUGGCCUGGUGACCGCCCUGGUGCCCCAUCUCCACAGCGCUGACCAGGAGCUGUUGCUGAGCACGGGCAGAGCCAUCGGACGCAUCUGUUUCGACAACACGGCACAGCAAGACCAGCUGGUGCAGAGUGGAGUGAUCCCAAGGCUGGUGGCCAUCAUGAGGGAAUACCCGGAGAACGACCCCCUGGUCAACGUUUGCCUCCUGGCCCUCUGUAACCUCGCCGAUAUGGACACGGCGCGGGAGGCCCUGGCGGAGCUGUCCGUGGCCGAGGUCCUGACCUUCCAGCUGAAACGCGCACCUGAUGCCGAACGCAGGCACAUCAUCUUGGAGGUGCUGGGAUCGCUGGGAGAGAGCGAUGUGCUGAAGCUGCAGUUUGUGGAGUCGGGGGUGCCCGAGGGUCUGUCUGAGAUGAUCCGGGGGCUGCAGGGGGGCUCCGACCCUCAUGACCUCUGCAGCAUUAAGAUCGCCUCCAACCUCAUUGUGUCUCUCCUGCUAGGGGACGACUCGAUGCAGAAAUGUUUUGGCGAGGGCACAGGGACAGUUUACCAGGAUGUUCUGUCCUGGCUCCAGUCCUCCCACUCUCAGCUGCAACUGUCUGGGGCGCUGGCUAUUGCCAACUUUGCCAGGAAUGACAGUAACUGUGUGAAGAUGCUGGAGCUGGGGGUGGUGCCUCACAUCCUGACUCUGCUGGAGCAGCACGUGGACGAGGGAGAUGUGUCUGUGCAGCACGCUGGACUGAGCGCGCUCCGUAACCUGGCCAUACCAGGCACUAACAAAGUGCGCAUGUUGGAGGAUGGGGUGACUGAGAGGAUAAAGAGCCUGCUGCGCUCUGACAUGCCCCCCGUCCAGUUCAAACUGCUGGGGACCCUUCGGAUGAUGGUGGACGGCCAAGAGGAGGCAGCCACCGUGCUGGGGAUGGACGAGGUGCUGCUGAGCCGGGUCAUGGAGUGGUGCGAAGCCAAGGACCAUGCAGGGGUCAGAGGGGAGGCCAACCGUCUCCUGGCUGCCCUCAUUAGACACAGCCGCAACCUGGAAGUGGUCCACGCUGUUACCAAAGCAGAUGGGGUACGGCACCUCAUCUCCAUGGCAACCAGUGAGCACGUCAUCAUGCAGAAUGAAGCCCUGGUUGCUCUGGCGAUAGCCUCUGCUAUUGACAUGGACUCCAUGCAGGACUCGUUCCAGGAGGCUGAGCUGUUGCCCACGCUGCAGAAGAUGUUGGAGGAUCCUGUGGGGGCGUCAGAGGUCAAGUUCAGCGCCUUAGGUCUCAUCUGCAGCCUGGUAAACUCUGGCAUGAUGAAAGAGCAGAUGGAUUCCCUGAACCUGAAGGAAAGCCUCAGCAAGCUGUCGGGGAGUUCCAACACCAAACUGGCUUCCCAGGCUGACACAGUCCUGUCCAUGCUCAAUGAGUCCAGCUAAACUGACCGCCCCACUGCCCCUUGUGGUCUACACAACCACAGACUUUCAGCACCGUGUGCCACCACCAACCCUCAACCGCAUCAAACCAGUUUGGACCACGCAAACCAACCUUCUCUUGGUGGAGAAUGCUGAAGGAGUGGGGAAGGUGUGUGACGAGACUGAUGUUUCUAUCUAACAUGUUUUCCAUGGCUGCGGCCAUCUUCCAACUUCUUAUCAUUCGGGCCAAUGGCAAGCACAUAGGGACAAUAAGCACUGACCCACACAUCUCUCACAUCACAAGUCAUUUGACAAAGAGCUGAUAAAAGUAGCCUAUGACUGAAGCACAAGCUGGGGAGACCAAUACACGCAAUCCCAAAUAUUCCUUGUCCUGUCAAAUAUCAAAUCCACUACUAAGCAAAAUACUAAAUGUAAACUAACUUAACAAAAUAAACCAAACAAUUCUAUGUGACAUUGAAUAGAUAGCAUAGGAAUUUGUGUACAGUAUGUUGUCAAAUGAAGUGUUUGCACAUGUAUGGCACCCUAGAUUUAAUUACCUUCAACAUUUUAUAUGUUAACGCUAUUUAAGAGAAACAGACAUUUACUAUGGAGAUUCAACGUGUGUUCUAUGCUCUGUGCAUAGACGGUUAAAGUAUUAGGCUAUUACAGUAUACAGUAUAUUACAGUGUUACCAAGUUUGUGUCUUCCUUGUGGAUUUUUGGACGAGUUCCUUUUGGCAAUAUCUACAGCACAUUGUAUAACAGCAUCAAAAGAAAAUCCUUGUCUUAACCUAAGCAUGACUUUAACCAAAGCACAUUAUGGGUUACGGUGGAAGGCUAAUCUAAUCAACAAUUUUCCAUUGUUGUCCAUAUGUCAGUUGAAAACGAUCAGCUUCUGCAAUCAAUACGGUGGGAGGACAUUUUAACACAAUUUUACUAUAAUCAACCAUUGACACCAUUGACAGUACGAUCCAUUAUUGUCAAGGGAAAUGUCUUCCAAGAUUUGACUGGGAGACUCCCAUAUACUUUGUGCUCUGACACAUGGGUGCUAAAACUCAAUUCUACUAUAUGAGAAGUACAGCAGACUGCCUGUUUCCACAGCCUGGUUGUGACAGGUCUCCCUUUUGUGAACACUGAUUAAAAAGAGGAUCAAUAGACCAAUAAAGUGUUUGUCUGUGAAGGACUGUUUUAAUGAGACACUCCAAUCCCAGCUGAUUCCCAAAUCCUUUUUUAACAAUAAUGAGUUUCAAACUCAUGUGCACAUUAUGAAAAACACUUUGCACGGGAGAAAAGCCCACUCUCUGAUUUCCUGUCAUGGUUUUAAGGUCUAUCAAAUAUUUUUUUUGAUUUGCCUAUUUAGGUGUUGACGUGUGAUGGCUUACAGGAACAUCUGGCAAUAAAAUAAUCAUAUGGUCCGAAGGUUAUGCCUUUUUAUUAUUUUCACUGACGCAUAACUGACUGGGUGGAUGUGUGUUUAUGAAUUACGUGG